Messenger RNA from Suillus plorans, 327 nucleotides. RefSeq lists its product as uncharacterized. The transcript has a single exon. The annotation marks the transcript as partial. The record is from RefSeq and is a predicted model, not a curated record. NCBI's taxonomy places the organism in Eukaryota, Fungi, Basidiomycota, Agaricomycetes, Boletales, Suillaceae.
GCAGGACUGAAUAUCAAGCAUGUUCAGAAACUCGCAUCCGAAAGGAAUCCCCUCAAGCGUGCAGCAUUCAUCCGUCGUAUCAGUCAAUAUCCAGCACACUAUUUGAUCACUCUCGAUGAAGUUUCAAAGGACAAUAGGACAUAUGCACACAUGUGGGGUCGGGCUUGUCGUGGUGAGCGUGUGGAGAAGCACCACCCAUUUGUUCGGAAGGAACAAUUCUCAGUGCUUGGGGCUAUGGCAUUGGACGAGGGUUUUAUUGCAACACAAGUUGUUGAAGGGAGCUUCACAUGUGAACUUUUUUUACAGUUUUUGCAUGAUGAUUUGGUG